Messenger RNA from Fusarium oxysporum Fo47, 3701 nucleotides. Its product is annotated as sulfate transporter family-domain-containing protein. NCBI's taxonomy places the organism in Eukaryota, Fungi, Ascomycota, Sordariomycetes, Hypocreales, Nectriaceae. The transcript has 5 exons. Gene Ontology annotation, cellular component: membrane. Bases 268 to 3516 code for a protein of 1082 amino acids. The record is from RefSeq and is a predicted model, not a curated record.
UCGGGUUGCAGUUGGCAUUCGUCACUCCAUUCCCUACCAAAUCCUCGCCAUCUCUCUUUAUCGUGAAAGCUUCACUUGGAAUGUUUAUUGUCUCGCUCAUUAUUGUCUGAGUUUCCCUUGUUUUUGGACUCCGGAGGGGAAGCAGAAAAGAAAAGAAACAUUGAAAGAUAAUCGACCGUCGACCUUGUGUAUCGCUCAUGCGACAGCGUUGAAGUGAGCUGCAACCCGCGCUCAUAAGUGCCUUUGCGGCCGCCUAAAAUCGAUACGAUGUCGUCGCCGCUCAUUUUUACACCGUGGAGGAGAAGAGCUUUGAGUGCUGCUUCACAAUCGGAAAGCGAGCAAGCUCAAUUGCAGCGCGACGAGCUUUCAACUUCUCCCGUUCAGCACGGCCAUAGUCCCCAUGUCCCAAUUGCUGCAAGACCGUCCUCUAGCUCUGCAGCUCAUAGAGAACCUAUCAGAUCUUUCAUCCAUGGUUCUGUGCGAGACGGCUUAGCACCAAUUGAUAGUGUUCAGAACGCUUUAUCUGUUCGGCAGGAUACUGCAGAGCUUGCGAAUUAUUUGCUCUCCGACCCGAAGACACAGCAGAGCUCGACCGUUCUCCAACGUGCAAGGGUUUCUUACCAGGACUCAAUUGACUCGGAGGCUAUCGACGACUCAUCUACGGCCGACAACACCCGCUCCUCCAAAACAAUCCUUGAAGUUUCCGAGCCGCCGUCUCCAGAGGGUCGCGAUGACGAUACUGACGCGGAUGCGGGACCGUCCGUACUGGCAAACCUCCUAAAGCGAUCUCCUCCCCAGUCGAUUGCGCCAAACCAACCACAAGUCGAGGAUGAGGAGCCAAACGGUGACGCAUGUCGACCGGAGGGGGAGCAACCUCGAGUUGCACACGCAGAGGAUGCUACGGAGCAGACCCCUCUACUCACACGGAUAACAUCCGCUGGCCGAAGGUCCUACUCUGACCUCGAGGGUCAAAAGCCUCAGACUAAACGACCAUGGUUUAGUGGUCUUGUGGAAGUCGGCAAUAAAAUGGAAGAAAGGGUUUCCCAAGGAGUGGCCAUCGCCAUCAACCCCAAGAAGUGGGAUCGUCAUGCGCUUUGGAAUAAUGCGGUCCUGACACCAACUUCAUGUUUACCUGCCGUUGCUGUUGGUCUGCUGCUCAAUAUCCUGGAUGCUCUAUCAUAUGGAAUGAUCCUCUUCCCUUUAGGAAAGCCAAUUUUUUCUCACCUGGGAUCCGCUGGAAUUUCUGUUUUCUAUGUUAGCACUAUUGUUUCGCAAAUAACAUUCUCAUCUGGUAGUAUCUUUAAGGGUGCCGUUGGUUCAGAGCUGAUUGAAGUGGUUCCGUUCUUUCAUAAUAUGGCUACAAAGAUCACUGAUAUUGUUGGGGAAGAUAAUCCUGAUGCCGUGAUCGCCACCACAAUUGUGUCAUUUUCCGUCAGUGCCAUGAUGACAGGUCUCGUCUUCUAUUUGAUGGGACGAUUUAAAGUCGGUUACAUGGUGGGAUUUAUUCCCAGGCAUAUUCUCAUUGGCUGUAUUGGAGGUGUUGGUUGGUUCCUGAUCGCAACUGGGUUCGAGGUUUCUGCUCGACUAGAUGGCAGCCUCCAGUACAACCUCGACACUCUCAAACAGCUCUCAGACCCGGCCACCGUCCCUCUCUGGGUUGUCCCCUUAGUUCUCGCCAUUGUUCUCUUUUAUGGCCAGUCUAAGAUCACAUCCAAAUUCUUCCUCCCCCUAUUUAUUCUCGCGAUCCCCCUCAUCUUCUAUUUCUUUGUCCUUGCCUUGGAUUCUUUGGACGUUGAUGUACUACGCGACCAUGGCUGGAUCUUUGAGGGACCUCCCUCCGGGGAGCCAUGGUGGUACUUCUACACCCUUUACAAGUUCAAACUUGUACGCUGGGAUGCAGUCAUCGAAUGUGUGCCUGCUAUGCUUGCAUUGACAUUCUUUGGCAUUUUGCAUGUCCCGAUCAACGUCCCUGCCUUAGCCCUAAACUGCGGCGAGGAUCAUGCUGAUCUUGAUAAGGAGCUAAGAUUGCAUGGCUACUCCAACUUCUUGUCCGGUUGUUUUGGUAGUAUUCAAAAUUACUUGGUCUAUGCAAACACAGUUUUCUUUAUGCGGUCUGGAGGUAAUAGCCGGCUUGCAGGUUAUAUGCUGGCCGCAGCAACGUUUGGUGUCAUGGUCAUUGGUCCAUCACUCAUUGGUUUCAUCCCAGUUAUGAUGGUGGGCACUCUGAUCUAUGAUCUAGGGUUCGAGCUGCUGCUUGAAGCUCUUUGGCUUCCACGGAAGAAACUCAAGCUGGCAGAGUAUCUGACUGUUGUGGUAAUUGUUCUUGUCAUGGGCAUUCAUGACUUUGUCGUUGGUAUCGGAGUUGGCAUACUAUUGGCAUUUGUUUCCUUGGUCCUACAGACCUCUCGUGUGUCGGCCAUUCGUGGAAACUACUCUGGAGAUAUUGUUUCCUCCACUGUGCGACGAAAUCCUUCUCAGCAUCAUUACUUGCAUGAGGUCGGCCGACAGAUUUAUAUCAUAAAACUUACAGGCUAUCUCUUCUUUGGGACCAUCGUCAGCGUUGAGGCAAAGAUUCGGGGCCUCUUGGAGGACAGCACAUUCACUAAGCAGCCCAUCAAGUUCUUGAUUCUUGACAUGUGGCACGUUACUGGACUCGACUAUUCCGCCGGUGAGGCUUUCAACACCAUCAGCCGCUUACUUGAUAACAAGGAUGUCGUCCUCGUUUUGAGUGGCGUGGACUCGGAAACUCAACUUGGUCGCAACCUACGAGCUGUCGGACUUGGAAACGAUGGUAUCGAGGUCAUGAUGUUGCCAAAUCUGAACUCUGCUCUUGAGAGCUGCGAAAAUGAACUCCUGAAAACUCUGUACGCCAGACAGGAAGAGAUGAACUCCCUGAGACGUAUAUCGGCACACUCAGCGCAGAAUCUGGACGUGCCUUCCAACAAAUCAUCUGGUUUCUCCUCCUUCGAUCCACCUUUCAAUUCACCGCGUCGUACUCACCUUGCUGAGGCCGCUCGCGAUGCUUUGAGCAGCGUGGAAGUACAACGUCCGAAGAAGUGGCAAAGUUUCAAGGAGCCCCUCCGUCUUAUGCUCCAGGUCUUCCAAGGCUUGAGUGACAAGAACGAGGACUUUUGGUUUCCAGCAGCCUCUUACUUCUCUCGGCGUGAGAUAACUGCUGGAACUGUUCUGUUCCGACGUGGAGAGCCAGCCAAUGGGUUCUACCUCGUGGAACGUGGUAUUGUACGUGCUGAGUAUGAUCUUCCUCAGGGCUGGCUUUGCGAGAGUAUCGUGGCUGGAACAACCCUCGGCGAGCUGCCUUUCUUCUCCGAAACAGAUCGAACUGCAACUGCUGUCGUGGAGCGUGACUGUGUGGUUUGGCUGAUGGAUCGAGACCAGUGGGACAGAAUCCAGAAGAAGGAACCAGAAAUUGGAAGAGAGCUGCUAAAGAUAUCACUGAAGCUGACAAGCGAGAGGAUGAGUGCUAUCACUUCAUACAUACUGACAACAGCGGGUUGAGUUCAAGUGGCCCAUAAUAUGUAUAAAUUAAUAGCUAUUGGUUUCUUGCAUGAAGUCUGACAAGACGGGAGUGAAAAGAUCAGUAUGCACGAAACUUGAAGCGUUAGUCAGCCACCUCGGUGUAGGGUAUUUUUUUGUUCAGCAGUUGGAUAGGCAUCAAUUUGAUUUGCACAUUGAAACUCUGA